Molecule: messenger RNA, 6566 nt
Organism: Macrobrachium nipponense
Lineage: Eukaryota; Metazoa; Arthropoda; Malacostraca; Decapoda; Palaemonidae
Gene: Timp
Product: metalloproteinase inhibitor 2-like
Exons: 6
Coding region: 817-1623 (268 amino acids)
Biological process (GO): negative regulation of endopeptidase activity; negative regulation of membrane protein ectodomain proteolysis
Cellular component (GO): extracellular matrix
Molecular function (GO): protease binding; metalloendopeptidase inhibitor activity
Source: RefSeq, a predicted model, not a curated record
UACAAAUAACGGUUGGCUGGCACUAAUGGUGGUGGUGCGUGAAGACGGGAACCGCAAUAUGUGCAGUAACGUCUAACUCUGUGAAAGUGGGUGACAAUCCGUCAGCACAAGAGUCGUACCUGUUGUUUCAGUUCGCGAUAAGAAGUGAAAUGGCGACAAAGAAGUAAAAUGUGAUUCCCGAAUGCCGUCAAGUGGCGAGUGACCCAGAAAAGGGUGGGCGAAAGCAAAAAGUUGGGAUCACGCCCCAUUUACUGCAUUGGGUGAGGAACAGCCUCAUCUUGCAAAGUCCUGGCAAGCAACUUGGGGUUAAUAAAUAGCAACAGCAGCCAUACGAUCGCAAAUACUAGGCUUUGAGUGGUGCUGCAUUGAUAAGUCGUUUAGACAUUGCAUUAGGUACGUGUUCGUGCAGUAUGGUUUUCGACAGUUAAAUGUGGAUGCAGUGAAUUUUUUUUCCUCUUAAUCGCAAAUAGAUGGAAUUUAGUGCGUCAGAGGUAAAGGAAAAUGCUCGUAAACAAAAAUAUUUUGAUACAGUGAGAGCUCAAGGAUCCAGCUGUGCUGGCAGACAAGCAAACAAACAAAUACCCUUGAUGUACAACGCUCCACCCCCCCCCCCCACACCCACCCCUUGGCCUCUUGGGCACAUCAGCCUGCAACAAGUGAUGUCAUCAUAAUAUGUCAUGGAAAAAGGAGUCAGCGGAGUAUAAAUAAGUAAUGAAAACAGACGUCAUGAGAGUAAUAUAAGGAUGCCAGACUGCAGAGAAGUGUUGAAGGACUUGUUUUUAUCAUCAAUAAGUCAAGACUUAAUAGUUACCAAGGAUGGGCGUCUUGACACUGGCGUUGGUUUUAGCUGUGAUGGCAGAUUUUCUGUCUCCAGCGUCGUCAUGUUCCUGUUUCUACCGCCACCCACAGCAACACGUCUGCGAGGCCGAUUUCGUGGUGUUUGCUCGCGUAAGGAAAGUAACCCAUACGCCAGAUGGCCUUACUGCAUACAAAGUCAAGGUCAAGAGGAUAUUGAAGGCAUCAGAGAAAGUCGAGUUGAUCCUCCAGAAGGGAUUGAUAUACAGUAUUCCCGGAACCUGUGAGAUGAAGCUGGAAUCGCGAACGAGUCAGGUCAUCACUGGCAACGUGGAGGGUGGAAAGCCUUGGACUAACUUGUGUCACUAUGCUAAACCUUGGCGAACUCUCUCAAGCAAGAUGAAAAAAGGGUUCAGACUUCUGUAUGAAAGAGGAUGCGACUGUCCUAUUAUGUCAUGUGCUUUCUGGGAAGACUGCCCAAAGGCCAGUUUCCUAUGUGCAUGGGAAACUUCCAAUGAAGAAAAUGACUGUCAAGGACGACAUGCAGUGUGUCUUCGGGGUCAGGAUGGAACCUGUGACUGGCUGGGAGGGCGACUUUACAGAGAAUGUAUGAAACCCCGUCGCAAGCAACUUACCAAUGAGAUAACAGUCACUGAUAAUAAACAAGACAACAACAUUAACAGUAAAAUCAAUACUAACCCACGACGUCGUCGACCUUCACGUUUUGGCUACAAAAGACCUAGACUUCACAAAGUUGUAAGGCCCAGGAAAGGCCGUCCUUACAUUCACGAAGUAGUUAAUACUGAAAAGGCCUUUGUACCAAAAUAAAGUUGAUGAUAUAAAUUCACAAAACAUGGAAGACAUCAUUGUAUAAUAUUAAGACUUGAUUCAUUUUGGUACAUUAUGGCUAAGUAAUAUUUAGUGCCGUUAGAUUGUAUUACAAAGGAUAAACUUAUGUUGAAUUAAGUUCACAUAUGUAAGCAUGACAAAUCUUAUGCUGACAAAUGUUACUCUUGUAUAAGAAUUUUGAGUGUUAUGAUGCUUCAAAAUAUUUCAGUAAUUAAACUUUAUUAUAUAAAAAUAUAUAUAUUUUUUGGGGGGUAAUGGAGCUUCAUAUAUUUUAUGGUGAAGGUACUUGUUUUUAUAAAUGUUGGAAUGAAUCUAGUCCUUAUUGGUAAUAAAUAGUAACACUGUAGACAUAAAGGAAAUAAAUAUAUGUGUGUGACAGUUAGUGUGGAUGUGUGGUGUUUCAUAGUGUAUGUGAAUUGAUGAUAUUUGCAUUUCCACUAUCUCCAAGUGGUCUUGAUGUCGGAGUGUUUAGAUACUAUAUUGUAAAUGUAUUUGUAUAUUGUUAUGCAUUUAUGCUGUUAUUUGAUGGGCAAGGUCCAUUUUAGUAGCUAUUACUAUAAUCUGGUAUAUUUUUGAAAGACCAAAAUAUACUGUAAGAAAGGCUCAUUGAAAUUGCAUUUGAUGUAAGGUUUAGAUGUACGGUAAUUUGAUUUAUCUUUGUUAUAGAAGCUAAAUCCUUAAUUUUGUAUAUACUCGCAUUUGCUGCACAGUUUACUGUAAAAUAACUUAUAUAUUAUAAGCUGGGAAGUAAAAUGGUAGUGGAGACAUAAAUUAUUUCAUUAGUUGCUGUUUCAAUUUUAAGCAAAUUGAUUUAAUUUCAGUGCUUUUUAUUACUAAUUACAGUACAUAUUUUCAUGAUGUUCUCACACCACCAAAUUUAUUUCAACUCACCAGCUGUGAUAGAGGUCACUAUAGGCUGCUGUCUACAUAGUCUCAUUUGUUUUUACUCCAAGGGUUUGGCAUUGUGAAGUCUAAUGUAACUGAUACAUGGACUCUCAGGUGCUUCUAAGCAUAGGGAAAAUGCUUUCCAAAUUGUGUUUGUCAUUGUACAAAGUCCUACCUCCUUGUUGAGAUGAUCUGUAAAUGAAUUAUAAACAAAGAUAUAUAUUUAUAUAAAUAUACAGCCCAAUAUAUAGAACUAUAUAUGUAAAUUACAUAGCACAAGUGACGUAGUCUGUAUAAAAAACAGUAUGGAAAUAUCACCGUCACAUCAUUACAAAAGCAGGUAAAAACAGAAGGCAUAGACAAUCCUAUGGACAACCUGAACAUACACCUAGAUAAUAGAUUCACUUUCACAACCACAUGUAAUAAGAAACAUGAAAAUGGUGCUUGGUAUAUAAUGGUACAGUACACACUGACAAAAAAAAAAUUAAAUCGCAGCUCGGUGAUAAAAAUGAAACUAAAGCAAACACUGAACAUAUACAUCCUUUAUCAAUUUUUAUACUCUUGCACUUUAUAUCCAGUAAUGAUUUAAAAGCCCAGUCAUGUAAUUCUGUUCCACAUUGAAAUACAAAUAAGCAGACUGGAAAAAAUGCAACUUAUUCCUUGGACAAAAUCAACUUAUGAAACAGAGUGUAUCCUUCAGAUAUAUCGUAAAUUCCAUUAUUAAUGCUGCUGACAAGUAUACAUAUUCCAAAAUCUUUGCCCUAUUAAAGUCAACCUAAAAGCUCCACAGGGUCCAAAUAAUCAGCAUUGAUCAAUCAAAAUCAAAGUAUUAGUCAAUUUAUUUUCCCCUCCAAUUUUAUAACCUCUCAAAAUCUUGCCCACUUGAAGAUAAUACUUCACUUCAAACAUUAUUAAUUUAAUCUUAUGUUAAAAUAUUAAAGCCAAAAUACAAUGCAGGAUGAAUGAAGCAAAUAGAGGGGAAGUAAUUUCAAGAAAACAAUAGUAUACAGUACAGUGUUUGGAAAACACAGAUAGAAAAAUAUAUCUCCACCAUGCAAACCAAAAACCAAAUAAAAAAAUUGUCAAAAUUCUUUUAAAUGUUGGAUCAAAUGCAAGACAACUAGGACAAAGCAGUCACGUUCCACAUGCAAUAUCAAGUUUAUUUAGAACAUCUACAGUACAUUACAACUGAACAAAAUCUUGAUUACUACAAAUAUAAAAAAGAAGUCGUGAGUUUUUAACUUGUGUAACAACCAAAGGUCUACAUUAUAACUGUUUAUGACUGAAGAAUGAGAAAUUCCCAGUCAAGAUAAACAUCAAUUUUGAUUUAAUCAAAUAUCUAGCCCUUGCAUAACUAGUUAUUUAUUCCAUUCUAGUUGUGGAAUAUGAAAUUGUUUCCAAAUGAAUUGUAACAUUCUUAUACCAAAUAUCAACCCAAGCAAAGAUGGUAAAAAAAAAGGGAUUUUGACGUAGGAAAAAUCUAUUUCUGGGCGAGGAAGCCGUGUCGCCCAGUGAAAUGUGUCCUCUUUAGCACUAUUUCUAGUAAAAUAUUGCUAUGAUACCAGAGAACUGCUAAAUUGGACAUGUCAGAAGUCUCUGACUCGCUCACCUAAAUAAAAGGUGUCGGUAUAGAACUGGGGCGAGUGUCAACCCAGUUAGUACCAGAUGAAAAUAGAUCAGUUUGAACAACUAUGUAAUAUAGAUCAUCUGAAAAGAAUUUGAAUGAAAAAUAACUAUUGCAAUAUUUUUAGACAUACAAAGGUUUACUAUACUUCAUGUAGAUACACUACUACUGUGUAUGGAAAGCAUGAUAAAAACAAUAGUUUUUAAGCCACCUACCUUUAUUUAUAUAGAAAAAACUUCUUGCUGCACUUUACAAAGGCAAAUAGAUAACAAUCAGACACAUAGUAGACACUGUUAAAUGGUAUAUCACAGGGAAAUGUUAAACAGCACAAUGUCUCUCCCUGCAAUGAAAAAUAUCAAAUCAGUUACUGGGCAAUAUUAUAAUUUGCAUGUUGUUUCGGAUUACGUAUUCUACACUGCCUCAAAUUUAUAUUCCCCAAAAAUCUAUUUUUAAGAUGAAAAAAAUUGCAAUCACAAAGGCCCUCUUCAGUAGACAAGCAAGAAAUCCCUAAACUGAACUGAAAAUGAGAACUGUAAAGGUACUACAUUUGAACGUUGAUACACACUUCAACUAAAUAGAAUUCAUUGCACACUCAAAAGCUAAAUGCAUAAAUGAAAUGUAAUAACCUAAUAAAAAAGCGAUCAUAAAUGACUUUGAGAGCUGACAGGACUACCCUGAUAAUAUUAUACAAAGCAAUUGUUCUAUAUACUUUUAGACAAUGGAAGCCAAAAUAUGUGGCUCAGCAUCAGACCCAAUUCACAAUAAAUGAUUUGGUAUAUUGCACUGGUGUAAUGCAUUCAAGUCCUGUUCAAGCUGAAAUUCAAUUAAAGUUUUAUAGAUAUUCAUCCAACACCACUUCCAAUUUGAGCUAACAAUUUUUUAGUUGACAUAGAUAUAGCACAGUAAAAAGUGAGGGGAAUUGCCACUUUUAACUUUUAAAGAUUUAUUUGAUGAGAAGAUUUAUCAGAAGAGGCCCUUAAUACAUUACUAGAGUUUCCCCCCCCCCCUCUAAAUUAUGCACACUAAGCACGUCUAUACACACUUGUACUGAACUCCAAUGGCUAUAAAAAAAAAUAAUGCAUAUCCCCUGAAUAUCAGAGCAACAUGCAAUAAAAUAUACUAAACAUAGAGGUCUACAUGAUGUAAUUUAUAAGUGACUCCAAAUCAUUAGGUGUAGGAUUUUCUGCAAAAUCCUCAAUGAAACAAACUAUGCAGUUUGCACAUGCAUUCCUAAUAAAGAAUCUGUUUUCGCACUAGAACUAUCUGCAAUAUGGUCAACAAUUAGAAUUUUUAAAAUUAUAAUAUGCAACCCCAGGAAUUUGUAAUUUUCAGAGAUUAAACAUACAUUAGAAGCCCUUCAACAUCUUGAGUAAAUAGAAGCACUGUAGAUAAAGAAUCAGACAGCAAGAAAUUACAACAGAUGAAUCCUAGUUUCAAACAAUUUGUAAAUCUUCAGCAUAUUCAGUUUAGCCAAUUAUUAAAAUUCUAAUGAACUGCAAUACGACAUUAAAUAAAUACUAAUAAUAAAAAAAACUCAUGAUUUUCUGAUUUCCAUAAAACACAUUUGAAUAUUUAUUUGACAAUUAACAACUAAAGUCACCGAAUUGAUUUUACAUAUGUUCAACCAAUUAGGAAACCAUUUACACACUGUAGGCGAGACGUAGCUUCAGUAGCUAGUACUUCACAUAAAUCAACUGAAAAAUACUAUCUAAAUGUCCUUGCUUAUGCAUUUGAGUUUUAGCCCUGCAUUUUUCUUCUAUCAGUUGUGUUUGUGAUGUUCCCUUUCUUCUAUGCUGUCAUUAUCACAGGCAUUCAUGUAAUGCAGUAAAUACAUGUUAUUGUACAUGAUGAAAAAAUAAAUCUUGCUGCAUAUUUUUACUCAUCCAUUGUGUAGUUCAAUAUUGCUAUCCACUCCCAAGUUACAGUGCCAUUCUUGUAUCUGUCCUUAUUAGCAGUUAAAAUUUUCUGUCAUUACCAUGGAUAAAAGGAAAAACGUGCUCAUUAACUGUAUCAUAAACGUAUUUGAAAUAUAUUAGUAGUAAUUAGUUUCUAGCAUUCAAGGGUUGGGAUUGAGGUGGUUUAUUCUCCUACAAAGCAGCUUUGAUUUAACCAUCGGUAUCUAGAUUGCAAAUGGUGGUACUAAUGUCUUCACAACUAUUAGUAUUUGUAAAAUUGUUAGCUGCAAAGCAAACUUUGAACAGUGACUGUAAUAAUUAUAAUCACUGAUAGUACCCACUAGAAAAUUGUCUUUUAUUCACUAAGCUUCUUUUACAUUUUUUCUCUCGUGUAAUUCUACAGUGUUCCUCAGUAAGAUGUCUGGAAUUAGAGAUUUAAAAAAAUAACAAUCUACCAUAUAUACUCUGUGCUUUUUGAGAUGUGGUCAUGAAAGCAGAAAUAAAAUUUUUCAAGAUUC